GCGUCGUCGUCGUGUUCUUCACCGUUAUUCAAAUCCAUUCUUCUCACUGAAAUUUCAGGACAGGGAUAUCUAUCAGUUCCUCAAUCUGCGCACCAUCUCUAUUGAUUUCAUUUUUUUUUUCUUUCAAAUCUACGGUUAUCGAAGCACAAUUGCCCUAAUGUUCGUAUGUAGCCUUCCAACAUUUUUUCUGCUGCACAAUUCUCACUUUUAGUUUCUAAUCUCAUUGUCUCUACUAAAAAUCCCUCGAUUGCUCCAGCUAUUUUCGUGAUAUACCCCUUAAUUCACCCACACUUGACACAAAUCUCAGAGGAAAUAGCACACUCGGCGACCGGAGCUGCGCACAUGCUGUAGAUUCAGAAGGUUUAAGGCUUGAAAUUACAAUGAACCAGCAUAAUCCAAACAGCAAUAACAAUCUGAUUAGAGGAAAUAUAAGUUUUGCAAAUGCAGGGGGGGUUCAAAUGCAAGUGCAAAGGCCAAUGCAAAUAUCCAUGAGCAAUAACCAACAACAGAUACCCCAUCAGCCUCAUGUGCAACAUGCGGGAAGGCCCUAUUUCGCAGGACAUUUCCAACUAUCUGAAGGUCAGCCUCAGACAUUUGUCCAAGCCCAGCCUGGGCAAGUUCAAGCUCCUGCGCAAAUCUUGGCCUCACCCCAGGGAAAUGCUAACAUUAGCAUCUCAUCUCCUCCCAUGUCCACACCGGGUUCUGGUGCAGCUGGAACGGGCAAGCGCCUUCAUAAGCCUCCUUCUCGGCCUUCUGGGGGAUCCUCUGGCCAGGGCACUGCUUCUCCUAUGAAAACUAUGGAAUUGGCCCCUGCUGUGCGUAGAGGGAAGCGGAAGCUUCCUGAUAAAGUAAUUCCAGAAAAAAUUGCAGCUAUAAUUCCAGAAUGUGCUCUUUACAGUCAAUUGCUAGAAUUUGAGGCUCGUGUGGAUGCUGCACUUGCAAGAAAGAAGAUUGACAUCAUGGAAUCUUUGAAAAACCCUGUCCGGGUUCAAAAGGUUCUUAGGAUAUAUGUCUUCAAUACUUUUGCUAAGCAAACAGAUAUAAGUACAGAUAAGGAAAAUUCUGAGCCACCUUCAUGGUCCCUUAGGCUAAUUGGACAAAUUUUAGAGGAUGGCAAGGAUCCUAUUGUGGAAGGGCAGAUUGAGAAACCAAAGUGUUCAUAUCCAAAGUUAUCAUCUUUCUUUAAGAAAAUCACGAUAUACUUGGAUCAGAAUCUAUAUCCUGAAAAUCAUGUGAUCUUAUGGGAGAGUUCUCGAUCACCAGCGCUCCGUGAAGGUUUUGAGGUGAAGAGAAAAGGCGACAAGGAGUUCACAGCAAUUAUUAGAUUGGAGAUGAAUCAUGAGCCUGAAAGAUUUAAAUUGUCUUCAGCACUGCAGGAAGUUCUUGGAAUUGAGGUGGAGACACGUCCCAGAAUAAUGGCAGCACUUUGGCAUUAUGUAAAGAUGAAAAAGUUGCAAAUUCCUGGUGAAGCUUCCUUCUUCAUGUGUGAUCCACCACUAAGGAAGGUUUUUGGUGAAGAUAAAUUGAAAUUCUCCACGGUUCCUCAGAAGAUUACUCCACACAUCACUCCACCUGGGCCCAUACAUUUGGAACAUAGGGUGAAGCUUUCUGAGGAUGGUCCAUCUGGAAAUACUUGUUAUGAUGUACUGGUUGACGUUCCAUUGUCACUGGAGGGUAAAAAGGAUUUUUUGACUAGUUUAGAGCAAAACAAAACAAUUGAUUCCUGUGAAGAAGAUAUUUCUUCUGCAUUGAAGAAGAUACACGAGCAUUGUCGCCGGCGUGCUUUCUUUCUUGGAUUUAGUCAGUCGCCUGCAGAGUUCAUUAAUACCUUAAUAACUUCUCAAGCCAGGGAUUUAAAAGUUGCUUCUGCUGAUGCUGGUCGUGAUGUGGAGAAAGAGCGUCGGGCAGAAUUCUAUGAUCAACCAUGGACUGAGGAUGCUGUUAUCCGGUACUUAAAUCGCAAGCCUGCAGUUGGAAAUGAAGCAGCUGGAAACAAGUAGUAGGUGUAACCAGUGAGCUUUUUUGUGCAGCCGACUCCAUUUAACUCGGACAUCAUUGAGAUUUUGCAACGAUGGAACACAAAACUUGUGAGUUAUCAUCAUUUCAUAGGUUUAGAUUGUUGUGAUUUUGUGUUUGUAGCAUUACUAUGCUAGGAAGGGCAGUUAUGCACAUAUGCUCAAUUAGGAAAUUUGUAUCCAUCUGUGUAGGCCUCUCUCUUUUAUUUCUCUCUUAUGUUUUUCAUUACCAUUCUAGACAUACAAUUGCUACUUCUGCUGCAGUUCUGUUUCAGAUUUAAUUCUUUUGCUUCCACA
Salvia hispanica is the source of this 2312-nucleotide messenger RNA. Its product is annotated as SWI/SNF complex component SNF12 homolog. Lineage: Eukaryota; Viridiplantae; Streptophyta; Magnoliopsida; Lamiales; Lamiaceae. The record is from RefSeq and is a predicted model, not a curated record.